This is a messenger RNA of Saitoella complicata NRRL Y-17804, 336 nucleotides long. RefSeq lists its product as uncharacterized. The record is from RefSeq and is a predicted model, not a curated record. Gene Ontology annotation, biological process: establishment of cell polarity. NCBI's taxonomy places the organism in Eukaryota, Fungi, Ascomycota, Saitoellomycetes, Saitoellales, Saitoellaceae. The transcript has a single exon. Gene Ontology annotation, cellular component: cell tip; cytoplasm. The annotation marks the transcript as partial.
AUGCGAAGGUCAAAUCCCAUAGAAGCCUCGGUGACUAAGCUUCUUGUUGAGACGAAGACGCUUCUGGAGACUUUAACUUCAUGGUCACAAGGGAUGGCUGGCGAAGGCGAUGUCAGUGACGUCUACGUCAGACUAGGAAACGAGUUCAAUAUUGCGUGUGCUGCAUUUACGCGGGCCAACAUCGAGAUGAAUGACCUUCUACGUGUACCACAGGAUCUCCGUAUGGUCCUGGAAACGGCCUUAGCGGAAGAUCCCACACCUGAUACUCUCGAACGGUAUUUGCCAAGAAUAAGGGGUAUCAUUAUUCAGUUGUUGCAGGGAUUGAAGCGAAAGCAA